CGACUCCUGCAGUUCAAUGUCAUUAUCACCAUCACUGGAUGUGACAGCCGGUCUGCAGUCACAGAUUCUUCUUUGGCUCCUUCAUCCAACAUUUACGCGUUACCUUUUUUAAGGUCGGGAGGAGAUUUGCUGACAGAUUUCUCUGGCACGUUUUGUUUCGUUGGAUGACUUUGUAGGCUGGUGUGCUGCACCGCUGUGUUGUUAUUAUUUCACUUUUGGAAGAUAAAUCAAAGAGUGGGCGCGUAAAAUCCCUUCUUUCUUGGUGCGUAAAAGCUUGUCCAUGAAUGACGCGUCGUGCGUUUCGUCAGUGAAAGCUGGGUAAGUUUUAUCAGAGGCACUGAUGAGCUCCUGUCAGACGGAGACUUUGGCUUCUUCUGAGGGAACCUGUUGGAUUAUAACCAAAUCUGUUACUUUCAAAAAGACGACAAGUUUGGAGAGCCUGUUUUUUUCCUCCUUCUGGUGCGUCCUCAGCUGAUAUUUGUUUGACCCUGCAGAUUCCAACCUUCCUGUGGUGAUUACAUGGUCGAAAAUAUGUUUUUAUGUAACACGAGUGCCAUAAAGGACUGGAGCUACUUUCUGUCUCAGAUAUUGCCGCUGAUGAAUAAAACUACAGGCUUGGUAAACAUGGACAAAGCGGAGGAUGUGACCACCACCACCAUGGUGACUGCUCUGCAGCCGGACAGCGCCAUGAUGAGCGCCAGUAACCCGCCUCUCAACUCCAACCAGACCUCCGGCAUGGAGCACGUCUUCCAGUACUCUUACUCCGAGAGUGACCUGCUGUACACGGACUACCGGACACCGGCACGAGACCCCAUCCCGCUGCCCAAAGCGGUGCUCUACCUGGUCAUGGCCGCGCUGGUGGUGGUGGCGGUGGCCUAUGCCAUAGUUGGACACCUGGUCAAAGAUGUGGUCAAUGAGUUUGUCGGUGGAGGCAGGUCGAUGGUUGCUGAAGGUGACGGUGGUGAAACCAGUGAACCAGACUGGGUGUUUGGCUCUCGGCGAGUUCCCUACCACAACAAGACUGAGGUGAACUGCAUCACCAACAACAUGAACGAAAUGAGUGAGUUGGGCGAGAGGCCCCGGCUGGUGGAAAUGAGCUACAUAUCCCUGAACCACACCAACUGCCUAAGUUCCAACAGAACAGAGGAGACGGUGAUCACCAUAGAUGAGACGUUACAGCAGCGACCGCCGGACACUCACUCUGGGACUUAACCUGUGACCUCCUGACCUCCCCUGAGAGAAAUAAAGCAACUUGCGUUUCUUGUUCAAGUGGAUGUACAAGUCUGUCAUGAAUUGAAGCUCCAUCCACUGUUUUAUCACCUGCAGGUGGGCUGUAAUACCUGUGUAAUGUUGGGCCAGAAGGGACUUUGAAUUGUCAACCCGUGUUGGAACAUUGGAGGCAUCGAAUGCUGAUGUUUGUAUCUGAUUGGACUCCUUUCUGUGGAGAUGACUAGAGAGGACGGCUGCAGCUUUUUUUGGACAAGCAGGCAGAGAAACGAGUGUUUUUUAAAUUUUUGUUCUCAUCUUGCUGCUCCUUUUUCAAGUGACCCCUUGUGAAAAUGUUAACGUGACACAUGCAGUUCACAGUAGCCACAAACAGUAUGUAAUCACUCUAAAUAUACAAUACAUGCCAGUCAGUGCUUAUUGUAAUAUUGCUGCUAGCACGGUUAAACACUUCACCUUCAUAAAAGCAAUGUUUUUUAUUUUCCUGGAUGCUGUGAGACACCUUUUUUGUAAUUAUUGUCAAAUUUGUAUCUAGCAGCUCAAAUGACACAGGAAGGAUUCAAAUGUUAAAACUAGGGCUGCCAAUCGAUUAUGCCAAAAAUAUUUAAUCGCCAUUAAUCGCAUGAUUGUCUAUGAUUAAUAGCAAUUAAUCGCGAAUUAAUUGCACA
Molecule: messenger RNA, 1892 nt
Organism: Sebastes umbrosus (honeycomb rockfish)
Lineage: Eukaryota; Metazoa; Chordata; Actinopteri; Perciformes; Sebastidae
Exons: 3
Coding region: 520-1212 (230 amino acids)
Source: RefSeq, a predicted model, not a curated record